This is a messenger RNA of Adineta ricciae, 363 nucleotides long. The record is from the annotation of a GenBank genome assembly. Lineage: Eukaryota; Metazoa; Rotifera; Eurotatoria; Adinetida; Adinetidae.
AUGAAGAUCAGUCUCUGGGUACCCUUUCAAAGUCAGUGGUUCAGUCGAGGGCAUAGCGAGUCUGCCUCAGCGAGCGUUACUAGUUUUCAUAGUGAUCGUGGCAAUUGCCACUUCUAUGGCCAAGCUACUCAUUCGACAACAAUGUGGCAAAAGCGAAACUUGACAGCCUGGAUCGGUGGUUAUAGCAAUCAAGAUGACUAUGCUCAAGCAUCACUGAUGUUUUUCAAUGAAUCCAAUCGAAUGAUUGGCAAUAUGUCGACUAUUGGACCUGUACUAGCUGCAGAUCGUGGUGACAUAACUUCACUUCUUUGUCGGCAAGCGAACGGACUUGUGCCAGGUGGCACUCGUUCUUAUUUUGCAUGA